UUUGCUUUAAUUACCUAAGUAAAGAAGAGAUCGCUAAUAAACUCAAAAUACUUUGCCGCUUCUCACCCAGAAAACAAUGCAAUGUUCUGAAGAAAUUAUUGCAGAGUUGUUUUACAAUGUCUCCAGUUCCUUUCAACUCUUCCUCAUUUUCUCUUACUUCACUUCCAUUUUACUUGCCAAGCUUUUCUAUUUUCUUGGUGGAAAUCCAUUUUUCUGGAGGAAUCGAGAUAAGGGAUAUGAAUUUUCUGAGUUUUCGGACGAAGAAAAUGAAUAUUAUCAUAAUGAUGCUGAAAAAGGAGAGGAAAAUCAUUGUGUAGCAGACACAUUUAGGGAAAGUGAAACAUUGGUGUUCAUGCCUAAUGCAAAUGCUCAAGAAAACCAGAUUUUUAGCUAUGCGGAACAGAGUACAAAAGAAAGUUGUAACACAGAUGAAGGAAACUCAGUUUAUGGUUCACCAGCUUCAGAAUCUGUUCAUAGUGAUGAUGAUGAAGAGAAGAUUCUCAAUUCGGAUUCUUAUAAUUGUGAUUCUGAAACAAACGACAUUAAUCAUGGAAAGUGUUAUAGGGAAAUCAAGAAAGACAAGAAAGUUAAGAAGAGUAAUAAAUUACUUUGUCGAGAGGAAAAUUUCUUGGUUUAUGCACCAUCAAAGUUAGAGAGCAAGAAAAUAUUCCAAUUCCAAGAAAAGGAGGAUAUUGAUGAAAUAUAUGGGGAUUCUUAUACUGUUGGUUCCACUUCUAAGAGCUCCUCUGAAUGGAGAAACUCCAUUAAAGACUCAGGCACUGAUGAUCCAUUUUCUUCUUCUUCAAGAAGAAGUUGCCCCAAAUGGGAGUCUUACACUAUCUUCCAAAAAUAUGAUGAAGAAAUGUUGUUUUUAGAUAAAAUCAGCGUACAAAAACUCCAUGAAACAGGUACGUAA
This is a messenger RNA of Nicotiana attenuata, 916 nucleotides long. RefSeq lists its product as uncharacterized. The record is from RefSeq and is a predicted model, not a curated record. The coding region runs from base 77 to 916 and encodes 279 amino acids. The transcript has 3 exons. Lineage: Eukaryota; Viridiplantae; Streptophyta; Magnoliopsida; Solanales; Solanaceae.